ACAAAUAACAAAAGCAAGGAAGGUAUCAACAUUAGGAUUAAAUACCAGUAAAAACGCACAAAUACAUUCUAUUUUUUUACUCCGUUUACGAAAUCGCCACGUGACUCGUUUACGACUACAGUGGGGGGAGGCAGGGCGGCAAAACAAAGACAGACAAGGCAAGGGAUUGCAUGUAGUACAAAUUACAUUGUUUUUAUGAAAAUGACUUUCAGCAUAUACUUUUGCGGCAGCAUCCGAGGAGGGAGGCAGGACGUGGAGAUUUAUCAGAAGAUCGUGAAGAAGCUGCAGCAAUACGGAAAAGUUCUAACAGAGCACGUCAGCUCCAGUGGUUUGACCGAGAAAGGGGAGGAUGUCACCUCACAGGGAGACAAAUUCAUUCACGACAGGGAUGUGGAGUGGCUGGAGGAAUCUGAUGUGAUUGUAGCAGAGGUGACACAACCUUCCCUUGGGGUUGGGUAUGAGCUUGGCAGGGCUGUCGCCAUGAAUAAGAAGAUCCUCUGCCUUUUCCGCCCUUCAUCGGGUAAAGUUCUUUCUGCUAUGAUCAGGGGAGCAGAAAACAGAGCCAAGUUCCAGGUGCGCGACUACACAAGUGAAGAAGUUGAAGACAUCAUAGAUGAAUAUUUCAGCAGUGCAAACUUUUCAUCCAAGUGACUUCAUACAGCAGGAUGUAAAAUGCAGACCUCCACACAAGGAAUACUGUCAGAAUGAUAGGUGAUCAGUCAUAUGCCCACAACAUACACAUUUAAAUGCAUGUUGUACAGAGAAAAAAAACAGCGGAUUCAUUCCUACUAAUCUGAUAUUACAUUAUUUGGAUAAUGUGGUUAACGUAAGGAAGAGUUUAGGGAUUAUCAUAACAGAUAUUAUUUGUAUGUACUGCAAGAGUGUUAAGAAUCUUGUACAAUAUCAGACUUUUUUUUAAUAAACAUUUGUUUCCCACCCCAUGUUUUCUCCUGCCACUAAAUACUGAAUGUACAUUAUCCGUCCAUGCUUUGAAAACCCAGGGGCGACACAGUAAGCUUUUUAGUCUGUGUCAACAGGAUAGAUAUACAACAAAAACACAAGUAGUUUUUUCUUUCUUUUUUCUACAGCCAGUGCCUUACAAAUUUAUUAUUGGUCUUAAAAAAACAAACAAACAAAAAAAAAAAAAAAAAGCACACACACCACCAUACUUUUACUACCCAUUUUGAGAUACAAGCCAAUACCAAAGAAAAAACAAACAUCAAUUAGCAGAAAAAGCUCUUUAUUUAGUAAACUGAAGUCGCAUAAACUUCAGUUUUUGAUCACCCCCAGAAAGAUAGAACAUUAUAGGUGUCCAAUAUAAGUAUAUGAAUAUGUAAGGAUAUCCAACUUCCUGCGAGAAUUAACCUGAUAACUCCAUCAAACUUGUCACUGAAUCUGAGAUCUGUCAACAAAUAUUUGUCUAUAUAAGUGAAUAUUUAACAUGCUCGAAAACAACUCAUUUCCAUUUUUUUUUUAAAGAAAAAAACAAGAAAAGCAUGUUACAUGAAGCUUUGCAAAAAACAAAAACAAAACCAAUGUAUUAUUUAUUUGAUUAUGAGCCACAGUAUUUCACCAAAUAUUGCAGUGAAACCUCUGUACUAGAGAAUAGGUGACAAGUUUUGAAGGUUAAGAAUCGGAGACCUAUCAGUUUAACUCUUUGGUGGGGCACUCUGGAACAUCCAAACCACACUAACCCCUUGGUUUAGAUUUGUUUUUUUUGUAUCACUCUUAGGUCAUACAUUUUUUACAUAGGGCCCUUCUAACAAAAAAAAAAAAAAAAAAACAAUUGAAAAAAGCACCUUCCCAUUUCCUUUCACAUUCGCAAGCUUGAGGGGUUA
This is a messenger RNA of Polyodon spathula (Mississippi paddlefish), 1838 nucleotides long. It is a transcript of the gene dnph1, whose product is annotated as 2'-deoxynucleoside 5'-phosphate N-hydrolase 1. The record is from RefSeq and is a predicted model, not a curated record. Gene Ontology annotation, molecular function: 5-hydroxymethyl-dUMP N-hydrolase activity. Gene Ontology annotation, cellular component: nucleus. Gene Ontology annotation, biological process: deoxyribonucleoside monophosphate catabolic process. NCBI's taxonomy places the organism in Eukaryota, Metazoa, Chordata, Actinopteri, Acipenseriformes, Polyodontidae. The transcript is spliced from 4 exons. Bases 196 to 651 code for a protein of 151 amino acids.